AAGCUAUUUAUGAAACUACCAAGUAUGCCAACCAAAUUUUUGACAAAGAAAGAGUCAAUUGAAUUAUAUUGAAGAGUUGGUGAACGUUGUUUACACAACUUCCGAUUCUCACAACCUUUUGCUAUUUGUAUUUAGGUUUUCUUCAAAUCUUCUUCAACAUUACUUCAUCCAAAACAUUCAUUCAUCGUGGAAGCUUCAGCAGUCGUGUUAUGAGAAAAACAUAUGCUUUUUGAUGUUUUUAUUUCUUGAAAGCGCGUGAUACUGUCGCUACUGAAUGCAAUUUGCUUCUACAUUUUGAAUUCUUUUUCGUUCUUCAUAAACAAAUCAACAAACAAUAUACGGCGAUUGGUUCACACUUGUUUACAUUACUGAAAACACAUGUCUGACGGAGAGUUGACGCUAUGAAUUGUUUGUUUACAUUUGGCUUUCCAGUUUAUAUAAGUAGCAGUAGUUCACAUUCUCUUCCUUAACCUUUUCCUUUCAACAUUUAGAGCAUUUCUUGUGUUCUUGCUUGAGGCAGAGGUUUGCGAUUUUUUUGUUUAGAGCUUUUUGCACAUCUAUCAAACAGUGAAUUGAGUCGAAGACUUAAUUAUUUGUUUGCAACAGAUCCAUUGGACUCAAAGCUACUCGUUUUCUUUUGAAUCUGUUCUCAAAAACAUAAAGCUGUGCGACAAAAUAUUCCGGCAUUUGUCCUUUCUCGUGAACAUUUGUAACAAACACUUCAGUCACUGAGGCUUCGGUUUUGGUUUUGAAAUCGUAUUUGUUGCAUCUUGAAAGAAAUCCAGCAGUUUCCUUCUCGCUAAAUCUAGGACUUUCUGUUUUCAAACAAGCCUGCUCCAGUCACACAUUCAUUUGGUUCGAGUAUGCAAUCAGUUUCCGCAACAAAAACCCCUUCUUCUUUUAAUACCGAAGAAGCUUCUGCUUACAUUCUCAAUCUUCUCGAUCGGCCAUCUAUUUUUGAAAAGGGAAAGUAUGCUUGGGAACAAGAUGAUUUCAUGGGCUAUGACGAUCCCCGCAAUGAAGAACUGCACAAGACAAUAGAUGCAAAUCUGCCGCCAAUCUCUUUCAAUAAAGAGACAUUCUGUCCCUCAAAGAAACCGGUCGCCUUGAAGGUCAUUCUUCCGUUUAGUAGCGCUUGCAAACGGCUUAUUCACCGACUAUCUCUUCGGUCAAGAACCAAGAAAGCAGAACGCAAAGAGGCAUCAGACGGAAUUCUUAGUAUCCUUCGCAAAAAGCUUUCCCUGCGUUCUCGCAGACACAAUCAAAAGGAGAACGGGAGAAUCAGCAAAAGGGGAGGCAAUGGUGCACUUACCAAGACUGUUAAGAGUCUCGUUGACUCGACUAACCGCGCGUGAACGACGUCGACGUCUCGAUUAUUUUCAUAUUCAUGUCCGCCUUCAUUAGCUAGUAAUGAAAUGCCCUCAGCGAGAACCAUUACCUCGGGUCAUGGUCCCGCUCUUCUCUCCCUGCCUUAUUUAG
Schizosaccharomyces japonicus yFS275 is the source of this 1479-nucleotide messenger RNA. RefSeq lists its product as hypothetical. NCBI's taxonomy places the organism in Eukaryota, Fungi, Ascomycota, Schizosaccharomycetes, Schizosaccharomycetales, Schizosaccharomycetaceae. The record is from RefSeq and is a predicted model, not a curated record. The coding region runs from base 864 to 1355 and encodes 163 amino acids. The transcript has a single exon.